GGUCAGGCGGCUCGGGGCCGUGAGGAGGCGACAGCGGCAGCAGCAGCAGCAGCAGCGGCAGCAGCAACACCGGGAGCGGGGAAAGCGGGCGGAGGUCCCGGCAUGAGAUCGGGCACCGAGCAUGUCCGGCGGCGAGAGAGACUCGGAGGUGGAAGAAGCAGGACAGGUUUUCCUGCUUAUGAAGAAGGAAUAUCGGAUAUCCCGCAACGUGAGAUUAGCUUGGUUUCUCAGCAAGCUCAAUCAAAACAUUCGCCCAAUGUCGCAGUCAGAGCUCCUCAACUCCAAGAAUGAACUGGAUGUUUUCAGUGUCCUACCAAAGGGCUGGCAGCAGGGUGACCCUGUUACUGCUCACACUUACCAAUUAGUACCCUCAACCCAUAUUACCUUUCUUGCUCAGCGAUAUAGGUUUGUUAUUGAAUUGGAUCUCAGUCCAUCCACGGGGAUUGUGGAUGAUUCCACUGGUGAGCUGAUCUUUGAUGAAGUAUUUCACGCACUCUCUAAAUGUUUGGUGGAAUUGUUGCGACCAUUUAAGAUCCCAGGUACAGACAUAGUGUUUCAGCCUGAGAUCUUCAUUACAAUCCUUGCUUAUUCUUCCAUCAUAGGACUUCAAACUCAUCAGGUUUUGGUUCAAGGCUGUCUGUUGGAUCAAGCCAAUUUAGAAACUUACCACCAGAAUAUCUAUCAACAAUUGCGUGCAUUUGAAAACAAUGUAGCUGAAGUUCUUCAACAACAUUAUAAACCCAAAGUGCAGUGUGAUCGGUCAACUUUAUCCCAAGGAGAUACUGCUGAUGUUUUUUAUGAUCAGUCUUCACAGAAGAUACCUUUUUCCAUGGUUACAUCUGAUAUGGGGCUCGUCAACAUGAUCCGCAAUGGCAUUCUUGCACUUCAGUUACUGCCAUCCAACUCCAGUGCAGGUAUAAUAAUCAUUACUGACGGUGUAACAAGUGUACCAGAUAUUGGAGUGUGUGAGACGUUGUUAAACCAACUACGCUGUGGGAUGAUUGCCUGUUCCUUUAUACAGGUUGGAGGUGUCUACUCGUAUGAUUGCAGUUUUGGUUAUGUACCGAACUUGGAACUAAUGAAAUUCAUUUCCAUGGCAACGUUUGGCUCGUACAUGCCCACGUGCCCGGAAAUUACUGAGAAUAACCUGAACAUGAAUGCCUGUCACAAAGCGUUCCUACUGUACAGCUUCUUGAGACCCGGAGAGUCCAUGAACCCAGAGUAUUACUGUGUGUCUCAGCACAAACUAUUCAAUGAACAUCUCGUGUCUGCCAGCAGUAAUCCUGCACUGGCCAUGAGACGGAAGAAGCACGCUGAGCAUGAGGUGCAUGCAGACCUUGUCAGUGUUGUGUCUGUAAGAUUGCGGGAGGGCUACACUGUGAAGGAACUUAAUAUCACCAAAGCUGGAACUCAGUUAGAAGUCAAGCUGGUGCUUCUUUGGAAACAGAACAUGAGAAUCGAGUACCUGGUGGUAGCUUCUUGGCCCCUGGAUCCAACCAAGCGUUUGACCUGGGUGGAGGUAACAAUGGAGGGCAGCUAUGACAUGCUCCAUGAUAUUAGCUGUACCAUAAGGAAACCCAUUACUAGCCCAUAUCGCACCACAGUAAUCCGUCGUUUCUGGACGACUCUGCAGAGCAUUAAUCAGACGGAUCAGAUGCUGGUGCAUCUCAAAUCUUUCAACACAAUUCCUGAACACUACACUAUCCCGGAAAGCACCAAGAAUGGGGUUCCGUUAUUCUACAUCCCUCCAGGGUCUACAGCACCGGUAUUAUCACUGCAGCAUAGUGGUGCUAAGGACUCCAGUCAAUCCCAGUUUGCCUCUUAUUGGAAACCGAUAUUAUCUAUGGAUGCCAGUUUCUGGCAGCGGUGGCUCCACAUGCAUCGCAUUGGCAUUCUGCUGGAACAUGAUAUCCCAGUGCCAAAGCACAUCCAUACUCCUGGGAGUAAUGGCCGUUACAGCACCAUCCAGUGUCGCAUUUCUCUUUCAGCACUAACUUCCCUUCUAAGGGAUUGGAGUAGUUUUGUGCUGGUAGAAGGAUAUUCGUAUGUUAAACUCCAUUAUAAUGGAGCAGAUCAGCCUCCUUCUUCCUUUUACCUUGUACGGGUUAUUUCCAAAGCUCCAUGCAUGGUACUUCGUCUCGGGUUUCCUAUUGGAAUGCAAGCACAAGCUAGGACUAAGAUUGUGGAUGAGCUACAAAACCAAAUACUCUCAUUGCGAUUUCCCCAGCGGGUGCAGAGCAAAGAAGCAACGCCAAAAGUCAAGCGAAAACUGCUCGGAAAUGCCUCUCCUUCAAAAUCUCCCCCACUUCCCGCCACCCAGCUAGCACUUUCUGAUCGACCUUGUGUUGUAAUAUUGAAGAAGCCACUGGAAAAACUCCUCCUCAGGUAUGAGAAGCUACCAACAGACUAUCGGACUCCCUUUAUCUUGAACCUGGACAACUGUGGACAUCUUGCCUCAAUGUCAGGAGCAACGACAAUGACAACCAAUCGCACAGCUUCAUCCACGUUGGCCUCCCUGUCUCGUUACUUCUAUCAUCAGCGCUGGGUGUGGUCUCUGCAGCCAGCUUUGGGGCCAUCACUACCCAUUAUUUCAGCAGCACAGAUCCUAUCUACUCUUACUGAGAUUCGUUUGUCUGAAGGGUUCCAUUUUGCAGCAACUGGAGAUGGUAUUGUCACCAUGGUGAUUGAAUUGCCAAUAAGGGGCAAUUCGAGAUCCGAAGAUGAUAAUGAUGAGCUCCACACGUGCCUGGUCCAGUACAUCACCUUUCCACCUUACUCCACUUCAACUAAAGACAGUUUUUCUACAGAUGAUGAUAAUGACACAGAGGUUGAGGCCAUUGAACUUGACACAGAGUUAAAUUUGGUGACUGAAUGCUGGGUGGAGCCUCAGAGUGGCUACGUGGUCACUCCUGCUGAUAGUCGAAAGUACUUGAAUGGAUUGUCUUAUUUAGAUGUUCCAAAAGCGAUUUACCCACAAGACCACGCAUGUGUAUCUUCCUUGUUGACUUUUGAACAUCUAAGUCAACUUUGUCAGAAUAAAGAAUCCAUCCUGCCAAUGUGGGGGUCAAGGAGCGCUGAAGCAGAUGACAAUGAAGGAGAGAACGAUUUCAUUCGAACUAUUCCAUUUCAGUUUGAUCUGAUGAAGCUGUUACCAAAAUGCCAACAAAUUGAGUUACUUUUUCCCACUUUGACUAAAGGAGAGGAUGAUGAAAGUUCAAAGGAAACAAAUUCUUUGCCCAAUGAGAUUCUAUUGAAUCUUUUCCAUGGCUCUUUGCAAGAGACCCUCAGUGACCGGGAAUUGCCAUUGUCUGACUCUGAUCAUGCAACUUUUAUGCAGCAAAUUGUUCAGCGGGAUCGAAAUGGUCAUUCCAUUCCUUUCAAUUUACCAGCUGCAAAAGAAGAACCAUUGAAAGUGUCCAAAAAGCCAGAGAGGCAAGAAACCGUGAUGUCAUUGCAUACCCUGGGGAGUAAUAAAGAGGUCAUGGGUUCAACCAGUACCUUGCAGAGUGUUGGAAAUACUGACAUGACAGAAGAUAAUGUAAUUCCAGUUGAAAAUGAGAGUACUCCUCAAUGGAGAUGCUACACCAAAUUUGUGAAUGCGCAGCAAAUCCUACUCACCUUUUUACCAGCCACCUUUACAGAUAUGCAGCGUCUAAUGGGUCCCGAGAUCGACGAGAGUACAAAAAAUGCUGGAGUAGGAAACGAAAAGCUGUUACAAGUAGAAAUCGAGUCAAGUUUGAGUGAGCAUUUGGGAGGAUUAAGCGCAACCUCAACCGUAAAGAAAUCUGAAGUGGGUAGUUUUGGCGGACUUGAUUGUGAAGCUGGCCAAAUCACAAUGAGUGCCUCAAAGAAUAGUAGCACCAAGAUAGAUUCUAUAUCUCCAGCGCAAGAAAAUCAGUCUGCUCAGCCUACAUCAUGUUCGUCUCCAAUCUCGAAAAUUGGCAAUGAAAUGUCAUUAUUUGAUCUAGAAAAGGAGAAUGUACAGCCCGAUACAGAUACCGACUCUGGAUCUUCAGAAAUGAAUAAGGAACGAGUGGAGUUCAGUUUACCCCCGAAGAAAGACUUUCACAUCUCGUUUAGCCGACAGUCAUCUCGGAUUGACUCCAAUGAUCCAAACCGGCUUCAAUGUCCCAUCUACGUAUACAACUGUUCACUAGAUUCAUUGAAAGAGCAACUUGUGAAUUCUUGCAUAGAGCGGUCAAACCGGGACAUUUAUAUCAGGUCCAUGUCACAGGAAAAAUCGGCAAGCUCAUCGUUGAUGGAUCCAGUAUUACAAUUCCACAGGAACAAAGAAGUUGGCAACUAUUGCUGCUUAUUGCAAGAGCACUAUCAUCAAUGUUAUGUAAACGGUGUAUUUAGGAGCUUGCAGCAAUCCUAUUACAUCAGCUCUCAGGAUCUACUAACAGCUACAGAUUACUGUGAGGAGGUGUUACAGGAAAUCGAUAUCACAGCUUUUCUGCAGACACUGUGUGGACACAUAAGAUCGUUCCGUGAAAGUCAUGACCUGCAGCUGUGGAGUGAUCAUGAAUCUAAUCCCACAAAGUUUAUGAUUGGAGGAGGUAACAUUGAGGAUGAAAGAGUGCAGAGGGGUGUUCUUGCUUCUACCUCAAGCAUAGAAACGGAAGAUCUCAAUGAACCGGAUUUGAGGAGUGUUGCAUCUAGUGUUGCAUCUCCUGUGACACAAGAAGAAACUAAAAUAAAGAAGGUCUACCCAGAAUUUCCAGUCUCUCUUCUUCAAUCCAACCAACAGUGUGAAGUCUACCCCAACUUGCACAAAAUCAUUCAGGACAAAUUCCUUGAGAUUGGACGGCAACAUUUCAAGACCGUGCCUUCAAACCCGUACUACUUCUUUUACUGUUCUCCCACAGCCAAAAAAGAGGAAGAAAAUUAUCAGGAUGAAAGGCAAAGAAAACAGAAUGACGAAAACGAUCUCUCUGAGUUGGAGAUGGCAGGGGAGGACGGUAGUACGUCUGGAUGUUGUGUGGUGACGGAGAGUGAUCCAGAUCUGGAGGUGGAAUAUAGGGAAAAAUCUGACAAGGAAUUACAGGAUGCCGAUUCCCUCUCUGACACCAACACGGUGAACAGAGACGAUGAUUCAUUCAGUGUUCUUGGGGGAGAUUCUUUAAAUGAGCAAGACUUUCCUGAUCAGGAGAUGCCACCAUUAUUUAUUCAUCUUACUUGUUCCCUUGGCGGAAAGAAAUGCUGUGGGCCGUUCUCGGUGGAGUCCAUACCAGUGGAGUCACUGCCCACGUGCCUUGGUGAAAUUAUCAGCAGCCUGGAGAAUUUUCCAGUCAAAUCGAUCGAUCUAAAUAAUCUUGUUAUCACCUUGGAUAUUUUUGUGCUGACUCUUCCCUUGGAAAUUGAGAUUAUGCCUGUUGAUGUAAACCACCACAGGUACACAUCGGAAAGUAGCAGUUCCAUGAACCGAUCACCAGGACAACCAUCAUCGUAUCGAUCUGAUGAAGAGCUAAUGCAAAACAUGGAUCAACAUGUUUCCACCACAGAUGAGAGGAUUGCAGAGGCUUUGAGUGAUCCACUUUCCAAACUGCCAACGUUGCACAAACAAGCUGUCCUUGCUACAAUGGAUGAGAUUCAUUGGCUCCUAGAAGAUGAAAUUGUUUCAGCACUGCGCCAUUCAACAAAUAUUACUUUAGCUACUCUACAGAAAGUAUCAGAUCAUGUGUCCAGAUCAAAGGGCAGGCCCCGAUGUCACAGCGAAGUGGUUCCUUUGCAGUUUGUUUUUGGACCGGAGCAAUCACUGGAGAAAUUUAAAGAGGAAUUUAAGCGGAUGAAUCUUCCAGGGUACCACCUCAAUGGAGAAGCAAACAACUUUUAUUACUUAUCUGUGAGCCGCCUGCAUGUGCAGAGGGCAGAGGCAGGGCAGAAGCUUUCCCCAGAACUCCGAAAGCAAAGCCUGGAGAGCGAGUGCCCAGCUGUGGCGAUGGCUAGUGAUGAGAGUGCAGAUGCAGAAGUAGCUCGGAUCUGCCAUCAACGCCAGGAAGGUUGGACAAAACAAGUUGAAGUAGCCAUACCAUUGUCUGUAAUUGACGGAGAGAAGAGUGAAGAGAAGUCACAGAUUUCACUUGAGGAAAGUAAACUGACUUCUGAGAGAACAGUAAUAGCAGCAGGACCUAAUGGAGCAUGCCCUGCAUCAGCUGAACUACUGGAGGAGAACAUGGAUGGGAAAAACUACCUCCCAGUCACACAACCUGACCAACAGGAUAGGGGAUUUACGGUGAUCAGGUCUGAGGGAAUCCUCACCAGCCCGCCUCUCCUGCAAUCGAGCCCAGGUCCUGAGAAAACUCAGGUGGCAAAUCCACCAUCGCAGACGUCUUCUGCUGUGAGUCUUGCCGAGUCUGUACAGUCCAUUAUACCUGGCAGUACAGGUUAUGGCAAGCACAGACCUAGCCGAGUACAGAGUGUGGUCUCCAGUCAGGGCAGCCUGGAUUCUGAUCUUUUAGGUUAUGAUGGAGGUAGCAGUGACUCUGAGUGUGAUGGUGCCACAAUGAAUGAACAGGAUCCCAGAUGCCCGCUGAUGCCUGAAUUUUGGUUGAUCAUCCGAAUUCAUCAAGAUCGAGUUGAAGUUUACUCUCACACACGAAAUCUAAUUGGAAUAAAGGAUGAAUCUACCGUUGAAAAAGAGGAAGAACUUGAGUAUUUGCAGCUCCAUCGAACAGUAGUAAAGAAAAUUGGCGAGAUUUGUCGUGUGGUCAACCAGCGUUUGUUGCUUCAGGAUCUACACGAUAGUCAUGUAUGCAAUUCCUUACUUGUGGCUGAGAGUGAAGAAGAUAUUUGGAAGAAUGAAACCCCAUACACUUCAUAUCGCCCGCGGAUUAUCGCCAGUGAUGAUUAUUCAGCAGAUGAUACCUACCAAGCAAGGGAUUACUUGGCUGCCACAAUGCAGUUUAUACCAGGCCAUUUUGCAUGUGAAGUGGUGUGGAAAACCAUUAUACAUAUUCAUCCUCGACUGAAGAUGGGACCCAACAUGGGUGUUGCAAGAGCUAUUCAGGCCCUGCGUUCAGUUCUAAAUGCUUUCUCAGUUGUGAACAGGAAAAACAUGUUUGUGUACCAGGAAAGGUCUACAAAGUCUGUAUUUUAUCUCAGGCUGUCUGAGACAAUAUGCAGUGGAAAUACACCCGAUUCAGAUAGAGAGUGUCAGUCCAUGCUGUUUUCUCGUUCAUUGGCUCUAACACGCAGUCAGGAACCAAUUCUUGUGGACGAUCUUGGGAUUUUCAAACACUCUGAUUCCACAUCCUCCCGAAGUGCAGAGUCAUCACGACCCAUAGGCCAAGUGGAUAAGCACAUUCUGCUCAUGGUACAUGGCGUAGGACAGGCAGGGCCUGAGAUCACAGACGAGUUGGUGAAGGUUCUGCGGAGGCGUCUGGAUGAGGCAACACUUGAUAUCAUUACCGUCAUGCUUGUCAGGAACUGUAAACUGACUCCUGCUGAUGUAGAGUUUAUUCAGCCUCCUGGGACAGGUCCAACAGAAGUGGUGCAGUUCACGAUCUCUCACAGAUGUCUACCUUGGCUUUAUGCUGCUGCACAUUACCUCCGCCAGAACCUGCUCAUUUUCCUUCAUACGCCAAAGUACACAGACAGUAAUGUGGAGCAUCAUUUCCAGCACUACCCUCACGGAAAAAAUGUAUCUGAUGCAGACAUUUACCUCUACAAUAAGCCUGGCGGUCAAGGAACUGGUGGGAAAGGCAUUGCCUGUAUUGCCUUAUCCAUCGUGGAUCAGCAGGGAAACUCCGUGGUGACAAUUCCACAACUGGCACAAGCAGACCCGUCAAAACUGUGCUUUGGCAUGGAUCUCAAUCAGGAGGCAGAUUUCAACAGCUUGACAAAUGUCUUCAGAUAUGAGAGCAACUCUGAAGGGAAAAUAACAGAGCCAAACACACUUGUACGUUUUGACAUCUGGGAACAGGGGAACAUUAGUCUCCUGCAGCUUACUGAAAAACUUCAGAAUGGCCUCCGUCAUGCUCUUUGCGAUGUUGUGAUGGAGUUUCGAAUGCUCCAGUGCCCUCUGUGUGUGGAGUCUUACUAUCUAGAGAGUGACAGCGGAAAUGGUCAACUCACCAAGUCUGGGUCAGAGAUUAAGGAAGCAAUCAACCUUUCUGGAAGUAAAAACAGUCCUGUGUCCAUGCAAGUUACACCUGUCCAAACCUCUAGCCCGAGUAAUCCAGAAUCUACCACUCCCACGAGCAAGACCAGCCGGCGCAGCUUCUGGGAUAUGCUGAGCAAAACCGAUUUCUCAGACACUGGUACUCCCAAGACAACAGACGACAUAGUUCUGGAGAGGACCAACGACAGUCACAUUCGCAGGAGGCACAAGACGGAGCAUUUAAAGCAAUCUUCCAUUCAAGAGCGAACAUCGACAGUAGAACUGGAGCAAACACAGCGCCAGGCGGUUUCAAGAAGGAAACAGACCAGUCAGCUGGAGGAAGGAGACCUGGGUUCACUGAAUCAGCUUUUCCAUGUCACCUGUCAGCAAUGGAUGGCAUUCAUGGGGGGAAUUGGAUGUCCCUCGGUACAACAGUGCUCUGUUAAUAUUGGCUCCCGGUUUCUACUCAGCUCCAUUCUGACAGAGAUUGUGAAUUUGGUUAGCAGCCUUGCCACUGAUACAACUGUUAAGAUCUUUGAGAAUAUUAGCUCUCCGCAUGGCUCCACGUUCCUGCCGUAUUCGCUCAGUCAGCAUUCCAGUACCCGUCCUGGUGCUGCAAGACAGUUCAUUCUGAUAGGACGGAAUUUCCACCAAUGGCGUUGCAGUACUGAACAAGUUGACUGUGAUGGUGAUGAAAGCAGACCUUUGGUAACUAGUAUCAAACCUCACAAAGGAUUUCAGAGAUUUGAGGCUGUGGAGUUCAGCACCACGGAGAAAUCGGGUGAUCCCACAAGCCCGGGAAUGAAUGGAAAGGGUAUAGUUCCCCGGCAGCGAUUUCUCAUCAUAGACAUUAUCGACAAAAAGUUGAUUUUGUAUACCUAUAAUUGGUCAGUGGAUCUGGGAAUGACAUUAAAUCGGGAAUUAGUUCGUCUCAUCCAGUGGCAAAAUGCACGCUCUCAUGUGGUGCAUUGUCUCCUCGUUCAAAAAAUGGGGCUCUUCCACCACUACUGUUAUGCUGACACACCUGUAUAUGAUGAAUCCAAACAGGAAGCAAAUCCGUUCCUUCAUUCCACAUUGGAAGCUGAUUCACUUAUCAAGAGCCCAACUCCCCCACCAAGUAAGGAACAAGGACGGCUGAGCUCAACAAACAGGAGUCUUCCACCUCUUCACUUCCCACCAGAGAUUGUCCCGUUUGAUGAGGCACUGCGAGACAUCACGGUGCCUAAAACAAUGAAGCAGUCACACGAUGCUGGGCUGUUUGACCCAGUUUCACGCCAUGGCGCACAGUUCCUGGAAAUCAAAAACCUGGAGCGGAGAGAAAUGGAGAAGCAAAUGAAAAUUGAGAACUUAUUUGUGACAUGGCAACAGCGUUCUGCCCAGUCAAACAUGCCCAUCACUGUUGGUGAUCUGGACACCCUGAAACAGUCCUCACGACUAGUUCACUACUGUGCCACGCCAUUGUUGUUUGAUCCCAUUUUCAGACAACAAAUCCAGGCAGAGCAGCAGGUUGGAUCCGAGGGGAAGAAGCGUCAUCGUUCGAGUGACUCCACAGCAUCAGGGAGAGACCGAAGCCAUAGCUGUGAUUCUGUAGAAACAAUGCCUUUUAAGCUGAAGGAGGAACAGUGGCUGGGCGAGAUUUCCAAUGCAUUCAUGCAACAGUAUAUUCAAUAUCUACAGAGCAUGGGCUUUAUCCUGGUACAGGUCCGCCCACCCUCACCGACGAGAAAUUUGGGGCGAACGCGGCCAGUGGAUUCGAGAUCUGUAACUUCUAUCCACAAGCAGAAAAGUGAUGAUAGUCCAAAGAGCAUGGAUGGCUCCAGUGUAAUAACCUAUCAUCUUCAAAGAGCUCUUCCAGGUGGAAUAGUGCUCAUGGAACUUGCUUUUCAGGGUUGUUACUUCUGUGUGAAACAAUAUGCCCUUGAAUGCUCCCGGAUUCCAAUGGGACAAACUGUCAAUUCCCAGGGCUCUCUAGUGUCCAAAGCUCGCGUCAAGUGCCUUGCCGAAGUGAGUUCGGUCUCAGAGUCAGCGCUUUCAAUGUUGUUCACAGAGGAGUGUGACAAGGUGCGGGAUCUAAUGCACGUUCACUCCUUCAGUUAUGAUUUCCAUCUGCGGAUCAUUCAUCAAUAUCUGGUUGGCCGGCAAAUGACUCUGAGACAGGGAUACCACCUCACUAGCUUCCUGGAAGAUUUUAUCUGUCACCAUCCAGAUAUUCCAAAGUAUGGAAGGAAUCACAUCUUUGAAGGGACUAUAGCCCUCUCCACAAACAUGACAACAGCUCAUCAGCUCUAUAACUAUAUCACUGAUCAUGCCAGCAUCUAUGGAAUGAAGCCACUCCGCAUGUCAAGAACAGCAAUGAGUAUGGAUGGAAGAAAGGGGACCCAGAAUACAGAAAUGCAUGAGUAUGCAUUAGUGGCACUCUGGAAUAGAUCUGGAUCGUAUAAAGACUCUGAAGGAAUCAGACACCACGAUGAGUUUGACGUAUCCCUAUUAGUGUGCCACAGCGCAGGACCUUUCGAAGAACAGCCUGAAACAGAGCGCAACAUGCUUCGGUUACGAUUCUACGUGAUAAUGACAAGCUGCAGGGAGCUCUUCCCGAGAUUAACUGCUGACAUGCGACGUUUUAAAAAAUUACCAAGAACUCGGAGGGAAUCUUUGGAGUUGCCGAGAGAUUCGCCAGUGUUGGGAAAAUCUGAUCCCGAACGGAGAGAGUUGGAUCCGGAUGGGUGGGACGAGACGACAGAUUCCAGCGAGUUUUACUCCCAUGGGAAACAAUUGAAGAUGGCUCCAGAGCUGUUCUAUUCCUCUCCACUCUUUCCUUUACUGACAUCGGAGGUAGAAAGUGCCCAGGAACAGAUUGCGGUGAUGGUCCAACAAGCAAAGUCUCACUGUCGCCGUGAUGUUCUCUGGCAGCGUCUCUUCCUGGGAGAGCAUCUGUCUUCAGACAAACACAAAAUGAGCAAACUGUCCUUUGCUGAACUGGAAGAGUUACUUGGUGCUGUGCAUAGCAAAUCCAUUUCGGAGAUUGACCCGCAGCUGGAUUGCUUCCUAUCGAUGAGUACCAGCUGGUAUCAGAGUUUGAUCAAGGUUUUACUCAACCGUUUCUCCCAUAGUUGUCGACACUUUGUAGAUGCAGAUAGAGGAAUCCAAUAUCUGGCCGUGUUGAAUCAGAAAUUUAUCGACUGUUUUGUUCUCAUCUUCCUUGAUUCACAGUCUGCAAAGACGAAUUUAAAGGUCGUAUUCAGAGAGCCACUUCCCGCCCAGCCACAGAACAGCGAGAGCCCCCUACCUCAGCUUGUAUCCAUGUACUACCACCUGGAGUCUGUUAUCAACACUGCUUGUUUCAACCUAUGGACUGGUAUGCUACAGUAACAGACUGCAAAUCCACCUGCUUUGACUUUGAGAGUGGUCUCCCCCUCUGCACCAAGCUCUGCGCACACACUGCUGUUAUUCCAUUGCUUGAUGCAAGAAAUUGUGGCACUGCAAGCUUCAUACAGAGAAGUAUUAAUUUUUUUAUAGUCCAUUCUAUUCAUCCACAUUUCAUUCAUUUGAACUUCAACGAUUUUAGGGAAUCCUUAAAGGGAUUUGUGGGCACCUCACAAUAGUGAGCCUGCUAGAUGUUUGUUUAUUAAUUUAUUUUAUGUAGUAAAUUUAUAGCAUAUAAUAGUUAAUAUAUGCCAUCACAUUUGUUUGGAGUUUCCUUUUGAAAUCUUUGUUCCCCUCCCUUUCUUCAUCAUGUUUAUUUCAUCGGUGUACAAUGACAGCUCAGGAAAGUUGAACAUCCAGAGGUUUUUUUUCGAAGCAUCGUUCAGACAGCAAGACAGCAUUGAGGCUUUAGGGCAAACUACAUGAAAGGUCUCGCCCUCCCCCAUCAACGUGAUGAACUGACAAAACUCAUCACAGUGUUAUGGACAGAUUUAAGCAACUAAGUGCAGUGAGAGUGUGUACCUGAGACUGCAAAAUUGUAAAUGAAAUGUCUGGGCUGUUAAACCUAAACCUUUUAAAGAUUUAGUUUUAUUAGCUGCCUGUAUUAUCUCAAACAUACAAACACUGUAACAUAAUUGAAUAUAUUUUUGUGAGAUUCGCAGGUAUCAUUUUAAAAUUCAGACUGAUUUUCACAUUUAAAAAAAAUCAAAAUCCUAAUUUCUUUGGAAUUACUGGCACCGGUGGCACCAGUUUCAUCCGUGCUCUGGUAGAGGUGUUGCUUUGAUCAUGAAAAUGAAGGUGCUAGUGCAUCUUGAAAUGUGAGCUUGGAAUAUUUCAGCGGUUUUAAAGCACAUUCCUUUGUAAAAUUUAAACAGUCAACUACAUUUAGUUGCUUUCUGCACAAUGUCACCGUGCUUACAGAUGAUUAAUAGUAAGUGAAAAUAUUUGAUGUACAUUAUGUAUAUAAAUGAAAAUGGCUGAAUUAUCACUGUAAAAUAAUAAAGUUAUAUUAAUCAUUUU
Amblyraja radiata (thorny skate) is the source of this 12544-nucleotide messenger RNA. RefSeq names its product SZT2 subunit of KICSTOR complex (gene szt2). The transcript has 74 exons. Bases 122 to 11470 code for a protein of 3782 amino acids. The record is from RefSeq and is a predicted model, not a curated record. Lineage: Eukaryota; Metazoa; Chordata; Chondrichthyes; Rajiformes; Rajidae. Gene Ontology annotation, cellular component: peroxisome.